CAGUGUCGGUGACAGCCCCGGGAGUGGCCCCUGCCGGAGCCGCAGUUCCGCGCCCAGCCCCCUCCUCUUAGCAGCAGCAGCCGCGGCAGCGGCAGCAGCAGCGGCAGCGGCAGCAGCAGCAGCAGCAGUCGCGGCAGCCUCCCGGUGUCCGGCCUCCGUCUUCGCUCGGCCACAUCUGGGCCGGAGCAUCUCGGCGCAGCGCCCUCCCCGCACGCUCCCGGCACUCGCGCGCAGCCCCGCCUGGCCCUGGACCCGGCGUCCCCGCUGGCCCGGCCCCGCCGGGAGCCCACCACGGAGCUGGAGCCGCACCUGGAACCGGCCCUGGAGCCGCGCCGCGGGGUCCCCGAGCCCCGCAGCCGGCGCAUGAUGAACUCGCUGCUGUUCGGCGAGAUGGCGCUGGCCUUCGGCGGCCCCCCUGGCGGCGGCGGCGGCCCGGGCGGCGGGGGAGCGGGCAGCGGCGGCGGCCCGGGGCCCGGGCCGUCGCCCGUGACCGCGGCGCUGCGGGACGACCUGGGUUCCAACAUCUACCUCCUGAAGGGGCUCAACGUGCGCUUCCGCUGCUUUCUGGCCAAGGUGCACGAGCUGGAGCGGCGCAACCGGCUGCUGGAGAAGCAGCUGGAGCAGCAGCAGAGCGAGCGCGAGCGCCGGCUGCGCUACAAGACCUUCUCCCGUGAGCAGGCGGUGCAGACGGGCCCCGAGCUCGCCCUGGCCCUGGCCCGCGCCGCCGGCCCGCAGCAGCCGCCGCCACCGCCGCUGCAGCCGCCGCAGCUCGGCGCCAACGGCAACCUGCCCCCGGGCGCCGGCGGCUCGCACCCGCAGCACUACAGCCGCCUGCCCGGAACCAUCUGGAGCUACACGCAGGUCCGGCGCACGGGCGGCGGCGGCGUGGAGACCGUGCAGGGCCCCGGCGUGUCCUGGGUGCACCCCGACGGCGUGGGCGUGCAGAUCGAUACCAUCACCCCCGAGAUCCGGGCCCUCUACAACGUGCUGGCCAAGGUGAAGAGGGAGCGGGACGAGUACAAGAAGAAAUGGGAGGAGGAGCUGGCCAAGCGCAUGAACCUAGAGACCAUGGUGGAGACACUGCAGGAGGCGGCCCAGGAAGCUGAGGCUAUCCAGGAGGAGAUGAAUGAGAAGAUCGAGCGGCUGAAGGCUGAGCUGGUGGUGUUUAAGGGCCUGAUGAGUGACCCCAUGACAGACCUGGACACAAAGAUCCAAGAGAAGGCCAUGAAGGUGGACAUGGAUAUCUGCCGGCGAAUCGAUAUCACGGCCAAGCUGUGCGAUGUCGCACAGCAGCGGAACUCGGAAGACGUGUCCAAGAUCUUUCAGGUAGCAUCCAAGAAGAAGGACCGUAAGGUAACCUCAGACGAAGACAUUUCGGAGCAGGAUGGGGAGGUCACCAGGCUGUCAGAUGAUGAAGUCAGCUCCAUGAACAUCACAGAUGAAAUGAAGCGGAUGUUCAAUCAGCUGAGAGAGACUUUUGACUUUGAUGACGAUUGUGACAGCCUGACUUGGGAAGAGAACGAGGACACCCUGCUGCUCUGGGAGGACUUUACCAACUGUAACCCAUCCAUUGACCUGCAGGGAGAGCAAGAGGAAAAUUUGGGCAACUUGAUUCAUGAAACCGAGUCCUUCUUCAAGACGAGAGACAAGGAGUACCAGGAGACGAUAGGCCAGAUUGAGUUGGAACUAGCCACGGCCAAGAGUGAUAUGAACCGGCACUUGCAUGAAUACAUGGAAAUGUGCAGCAUGAAGAGAGGCCUGGACGUGCAGAUGGAGACUUGCCGCCGACUCAUCAAGGGCUCUGCAGACAGGAACUCUCCCUCACCCAGCUCAAUGGCCAGCAGUGACUCAGGAAGCACAGAUGAAAUCCAGGAUGAGUUUGAGAGAGAUGCCGAUGUGGAGCCAAUGGUCAGCUGAUGAACCUCGGGGAGGGUGCCUGGAGAGCUGGGGGGAGAGCGGGACCUCCCCCCCACCCCAGGAGAGCUGGGGGGCCUGGGAGCCAGCACUGACCACACCCUGGAGGACUUCUGCCACUCUCCUGCCCCCCACCCCCCAUCCUGGGGCUUCUGCGGACUGCUGCUUCCCACCCCCACCCCUCCACCGCCCACUGUCCACUGCCCGCCACCCUCCUCCUCCUCCUCCUCCAUCCACUUGCCCACCGCCCUUCCCACCCAAGGAUUGGUGCUGUCAAUUUCUAUUCUACACUACAAAUGCGAACUCUGUCCGGAGAUACGGUGUUAAUUGUGCCUUUCCCCUUAAGCUGAGCCGCUUAAAGAACUCUUCCGAGCUGGUUUUUUUAUAUACAAUGACCAGAUGGGCCAAGGCCCGGUGGUGGAGAUGGCGUUUUGUACCCUCCCACCUGCUGCACUGAUUGGCGGCACUCCUUGCCUGCUCUGUCCUGCCCUGCCCUGCCCCAUUGGAACCCGGAGCGCUCCAGGGAAAGGGGAGGGGGGCAUCUAGCUCCCAAAUCCCUUGCAGAGGAAGGGGUGGAAGAAAGGAUCCCUGCCGCCAGUGUUUGGGGGAAGGAGGAAGAGAGGGGGAGAUGCCCACACCCCUUUAUUUUUUUUUCUCAGCCCAAGUAACAAAAUGAUAAGGCAUGGGGGGAGGAGGGAAGGGAAGGAUUGACACUGUGUUCAAACUACUAUGCAAAAAAAAAAAAAAGAGAUCGCCUUAUUUAUAUAUGAAAUCGAUAAAUAUUUCCCUUCCCCUGCCCCUACCUUCGAUAUUUCUCUGAACUGGGGAGAGAGGCUGAGGGCAGUCUCUACAACUGCCCCAAAGGCUUAGCUGUGACUUUGCUCCCAGGGAUACUGACUUAGUUGUGUGACUGUAGACAAGUCCCAUCCCUUCUCUCCGCUUCAGUUUACUCCCCUGUAAAACAAGAGCAGGGAGGUGAUGAACUAAGCUAAUAUUGAAAGUCCCUUCCAAGGGACUGUGGUUGACAAUGGACUCUGAGUUCACUGAGGCUGAGCCUCCCCCAAAUAGUAUUGUGGGUAGGGAUCAGUAGAAUUGCUCUUACUCCUUCGGGGUCUAGGAGCAACACUUUCUCUGUGAGAAGGUAGGGGUCCAUGGUAUCAGGCGGGUACAUUUCCCUGUUCUCCAGUGUCACCCUGGGAGUAGAAUAGCAUUGUCCAGUUCUUUGCUGUUGGGAUCUCUUCACCUCACGCCCUGACAAAGGUCACGGCACCAUUUUGCUUUCCCAUACCUGGGCUGACUGUAGCCACUGAUAGGAGAUCAUCCGAGUGGAGGCCAGGGAGGGAAGUUAGGGCUUUUGGGGGUGGUUCUAGGGAAGCUAGAUGGGGAGCAUCUCUUGCAUGUCUUAGCCCACCACCAUUUGCAAGAUGUAGCCUCUGCACUAUGAUAUUGACUGACUGACUGGGGAGUUGACGUGAACAAGUGAGACAGUAUCUCUCUGAUAACCGGGUCUGGGUUGGUGGGGGCUGUACAUGGCUUCUUAGUCCCUUGCCAGCCCCCAAAGUAGACUUAAAAAAAAAAAAAAAUGUGUCCACUAUCAUUUGGGAGUGGACUUUUAUUGACUCAUGAGCUCCCCCUGGAGUACCAAGGAGCAGUGGACACCCUGAGUUUAGCCUAGCUUUCUUCAAGGUGGUGAGGGAUGGUGAAGGGCGAGCCAGUUGCUCCUGCUCCUUGUCCCAAGUUAGGAGGCCAGAUAUGGCUCUUACUGAGCUAUUCUCCCAUGUCUCCUAAGGAGCCCAUCUUCUCCCCCCGCCCCCAAAUUCCUACUCCAGGAGACCCUUUGGAAACCACCUCAUUCCCCAAAGGGGCCUCUUUUUUUUUCUUUCCAGUCAUUUUUUGUUGUUGUUUAUCUUAAAGCCAUUCUGUAUAUAAGAUAUAUAUAUAUUAUAGAUCAUAUAUAUAUAUGGAAAGAGAAAGUGUAUGUGUGACCAUUUCUAAUUUAUCAGACCUCAGAGGCCUUUGUCAUCUUUUUUGUUGUUGGGGUGACAUCAGGUAGAUGGACUCCCCGUGUUUCAUUUGGCCAAGAGGUGCCACAGCUCAUACCCCCCGGCAGCUCUGACUAGCCAAAGCAGUCCCUGGUCACGACCCUUUAGAGAACAGUGAGUUGGGGCAGGGUAGGGGGCAACCAGCGCCUCCUGCUUGUCCCCACUCAUUCUCUCUCUCAUCCUAGAUGGAAGCAUCGGUUAUAUUUUAAUUUUAACCAAACAGUAGCCAAGCCCUAUGGGCUUCAACCCCAGCUGCUAUGAAGAGCUUUCCAGCCCUUCCCUGUUCAUUCCCUCCCUCCCCUCCAAGGUUUAUAUCUCGGUGGGUCCCCAAGACCAGCGGGAUCUGCCUGGGCUCUGAUGCUCCUUCAAAGCGGAUUUCCCUGAGCUUCCUCUUCUCUUUUUCCCAGAACCAUAGGUCAAGAAGAGUAGGCAGAGUGUUGGUGGCCGAUGCCCUUCGGGGAGGCCACCAUCCUUUUGUGUGGCAUGCUGUGUGUGUGUGUGUGUGUGUGUGUCCCAGAGGCACCUGUGGCCUCCAUUCUGGGCAUUAUAUUCCAGGUGAUGGGAAGGUGACAUAUCUUUAGAGUUAAGACUGAUAGUAUAAGUAUUUGAGAGCACCUAUUAUGCUUGCCAUGGUGUCUGGUGUCUGGGUGUAUGAUUUCAGCUUUUCUGGCCCCGAGUGGUUUCUUUCUGUGGGUCCUGUGGGGUGAUGAAUAAUCGGGUAAAGAGGAGCCAAUGAGGCUGCCUUCUUGCCAGGCCAUCUUUGCCCAUAGCUAAUCCCCCAGGCUGGCUUCUGGUUGGAGGGCAGGCCGGAGGACCACAGAGGCCCCUCACUUGACAGGCAGGAGACCUUCUGGGUGAAAUGUGUGGAGUGGGCUGGCCUCCUUCUGAGCCCUCCAAGCAGAGCUGAUUUCUGGGUCUUCACCUGGUUGAAGUUCAGCUCUGAAUUGUUGCAGGCCCCCCUUCCCUGAGCCCGUAGCUUUCCAGGACUGUCCCAGCUCUCCUCCUCCUCCCACCAACCCACCACUGUUAGGGCCAGCACUGGGCCAACAUUAGGACUGCCCAGUUCUUCCUUUGUAAAGUUGUAAAUACUUUCUUGUUUUUCUAUUUCUAAGGCACGGUGUCAUAUUGAUGCCGGUAUUUUGGAAGGGUUCCUGUACACACCUCUUUCCCUCCAUCACUUUUUUAGGGUUUUGGUGGCAGGGGUGAUGGGAAGAGAGAAAACAGGGUGGUUUUUUUUUUGGGGGGGGGGGGGAGGUGCUAAUGGCCACGAGGCCAGACACAUUCAUAUAUAAAUGCUGAGGGAGUUGUUGUGAGGGUGGUGGGGCUGGUGUAGGGAAAGGAAGGCCAGGCAGAAUUCUCAUGGGGAAAAUCCUUUACCAUUGGCAUGUUUACCAUUGGCAGAUUUUUCACCCAGUGUAUUCAGAGAUACUGGCAGGGGGAAGAGAGAGAGAGGGAGGGAGUGUGUGUGUGUGUGUGUGUGUGUUUUCUCCCAUAGUGAGCUCACAAAUACAGUGAUAUCCCAGUGAAUGGAAAGUAGUGAACCAAGGUGGUUGGAGGUGGGCAGGGGUGGGGGAAGGCAAAGCAAAAAGAACGUGUGUAACUUCGGCUAAAUGUAAUCUAUUUACGAACCAGGAGACCCACUCAUCUAUUUUUACAAAGGGAAGGGUUUUGAGUGUGUGGGUUGACAUCCAGCUCUGAGUUGAACAGAGCUUUCUGCAGGGAGAAAGGUGUGUGCCUGUUUGCAUUUCAUCUUACCUGUCAUGUCUCUUUCAUGUCCCCCUGUCCUUCUCUCCUGCCCAUGGGCCAGUGAGAGGAAGACAGUGUGGUUCAGAGCAAGGAAACUAGACUGGGAGCCAGGAACCCCACCCCCCUGUCACGAACUAGCUGGCUCACCUUGUUCAAGACAGUCCAGGCUUCGAGUUUUUUUCUCUGUAUAAAGAACAGGGCCAGAUGAGGCCAGAUAUGUCCCCCUGCCCCUUCCUAGGCCCAGGACUCCAUGAUCCCCAUCUAAUCUCAUAGGGAUAAGGAUUUCAAAGACAAGCGUCCCAUCUGGGGGCUACCCAGAUCUGUUUCUAAGUUGGCUUUUUUUUUUUUUAAGAAAGAUCAAUUUUGUCUCCAGAGUCCCCACCGCUCCCUCCCCCCAGGUCCUGACCUGAGGGUCAUUGGGUCCCCAACCCAAGAAAGGCUUAGGGAUCAGUCCUACCCUAAACAUUUUACCUCUUCAGAAUUCCUGGCUAGGGAGAACAGAAGUCAGAGGCACUGUCCUAUUGCCUAGUGUCCCCUUAGAAGUUACUCUCCUUCCCAAACUGCUUCUGGGUUGGUCCUGAAAGUUGGCUUGUCUCCAUUUUAAGGAGAAGUCUAACUCUGGAGGUAGGGGGGAGGUUUUCUACUAACUCUAGAUUUGGGUGAAGCAGAGGGGCAAUGGGAAGGCAGGCUUUGGAGCAGCCCCCCACCUUCCUCUACCCUGAGGAAGAAGGGCUCUCAUCUGGGCAGGGAAACAGGAGAUUCCGUGGGGUGGGAGAGAGGGGUAAUACCGUGGGGGCUGGAAGGCAGAGCGUGGGAGGGACCUGGGUUAUUAAAGUCACAUCUAAGUUUGAACAGGAGGAAAUCCGAACAAGGAGUCUUCCAUACUGGGGCAGCCUAGGCUAGAGGGGCCAGGGUCUGGGUGGGGGUGCUCUCUCAUUGGAGGAGAGCAGAGCCUGGGCAGGUCAACAGAUUCUUGCACCUCCUGGACUCUGAAAAAAGAGAAAAAUAGCAUCAAAACCCCCUGCCCCUAUCCCUAUGGGGUCCCUAGUGUUGGAACAAAAUGGUGUUUAAAUAUAGCUCCAAACUGUAGCCCCAAAGGACUAUUUAUUUACAGACACAUUGUUGGGAGGGAUGUGGGGUUUCCCUCCAAGUCCCCCUGCCCCCACUGUCCCCUCACCAUAGGGGCCUAGAGUGUCCUGGUUUGUUUUUGUUUUCUUUUCUAUUCAUCCAAACAGACUACUGACCCCACUGAAAACCAGCCUGUUUACUGUAUUGUUGUAAAUAAUUGUGCCCUUUAUAUUCUGUAUAUUAGCUUCUUUUAAAUAAAGUGACAUGUCUUAGA
Messenger RNA from Dromiciops gliroides (monito del monte), 7044 nucleotides. RefSeq names its product intermediate filament family orphan 2 (gene IFFO2). The transcript is spliced from 9 exons. Bases 364 to 1917 code for a protein of 517 amino acids. Lineage: Eukaryota; Metazoa; Chordata; Mammalia; Microbiotheria; Microbiotheriidae. The record is from RefSeq and is a predicted model, not a curated record.